AUAUCUUUGAAUCAAGGAUCUCAUCCAUCCAUCUCAGAUAACUGAAAAUCAUGAUGGGCCUGUACGACGGGUGUUAAGGCAUGGGUACCUUACAACCUUGACCAACAAAAUCUGUUUAUGAUUCAUAUCUUCUACGCAUAAUCCUUAUAUUGCUCUUGUUAUCAUCGAAAACUUAAAGAUGAACAAGGCUAGUUACUUAGUAUUAAAUCAACAUUAAAUUUGUUUUUCCUCACUAUAAAUAUGGGUUUAACCGGCGCCAGGGCUUAGUUUGGCAACAGAAUUACAAUUAUGCAUUACGUUUAUGUUAUAGUGUUGACUUGUUUACUUGCACCGAAGACAGUGACUUUUGGGGCCGAUGUUCUUCCGAAGACGUGUGCUGAGAAGCAAGUAUUGAACUUUUUAACGGAAUGGCGCGAAGGAGUGGAGCUACCGGUGACACUGCCAUCGCUCGAUGUAAUUCAAAUUACAUCAUUUGAGAACGUAUACCAAGGAUUUGGGAUUAAAAUUUCUUACGUGACGGGUGAUAUGAAGCUGGAGGGUGUACGUAACUUUACCGUACAGCAACUAUCCCUGUCAUCAGACUACACCCGAGCAUCCGCCACUGUUCGCUUCCCUCUCUUGAGACUUACUUCAGAUAAUUAUACAUUAAAGGGCCGUGCAUACCUACUGUAUCCUCUAUCAGGUGCUGGAUUUAUGAACGUUACAUUCCAAAAUGUCGACGUAACCGUUGGGAUCACCUUUGUUUCAAAAGGUGGUAUAACACAGGCUGGAGAAAUAAAUUUAAAUUUAACCAUUGGAGAUGUUAAGAUAAAUUUGGCAAACAGUUCAUGGCCGCUGAACCAAGUGCUAAGCCUAAGACGAAUGGAAAUUAUCGAGGAAUAUCGAAGCACAUUUAUAUCGGCGAGUAAAGACUAUUUGAAAUUUGAAUUAGAUAGAGUUCUCGGAAAUACAACUACAGUGGAUACUAUAAGGACGAUUGCAAAUAAUUAUUGUAAAUUAACAGCAAACAAUUAGUACCAUUAAACUAAUCAGUGCUAAAAAAGGAACAUGAAUAUAAUCUUCUAUUAGGUAUAUGAAGUUCUCGUGUCACGGUGUCCGAAAUUGAACGGAGGAGGAAACAGCUCGACCGACUCUCAUGAAAUUUUUGUGUGCAUUUUGGGUAUGUCUAAGAAUAGGACCACAUUUAUUUUUAAUGGCCCCUUCGUCACCCGCAAAAUACUCUGAGGAUUAGUUUCCAGUUAAAUUGUAACAUCGUAGGAUGAGAUUAACGUGCACACCUUGUCCCCGCUUUGAUCUCAUGGCAGGCGUGUUUUUUUUUUGUCUGGCUAGUGUGAGACAAUAUCUAACAAGAUUCAAAUGUAGUUAAUAAGUCAGAUAUGGUAUCAAUAGUAUAUUAUUCAAUUAUAAAAUAUAAAAUAUAAACUAUUAGGAAUUCAUGUAUUAGUAAAAUAUUCAAUUUUGUUUGUUAUGUGGGAUUAGGAAUUGCCAAUCAUCGCAGCAAUGACAGCAUUGUAAACACAAUUGGACAGAUUUUUAGUCGGUUUUUUUGUUCCUUAUAUUUUAAGUGUAUUUUAAAAUUAGAUUUAUUUGUAAUUUUUUCAGCUCCCAGUCUGUAAAAGAAACUGAAUAAAUGAUUCGAAUGAAGCAG
Trichoplusia ni (cabbage looper) is the source of this 1648-nucleotide messenger RNA. RefSeq lists its product as uncharacterized. The record is from RefSeq and is a predicted model, not a curated record. Bases 289 to 1014 code for a protein of 241 amino acids. NCBI's taxonomy places the organism in Eukaryota, Metazoa, Arthropoda, Insecta, Lepidoptera, Noctuidae. The transcript is spliced from 6 exons.